This is a messenger RNA of Pimephales promelas (fathead minnow), 6677 nucleotides long. It is a transcript of the gene gpr179, whose product is annotated as G protein-coupled receptor 179. Gene Ontology annotation, cellular component: membrane. Gene Ontology annotation, molecular function: G protein-coupled receptor activity. The record is from RefSeq and is a predicted model, not a curated record. NCBI's taxonomy places the organism in Eukaryota, Metazoa, Chordata, Actinopteri, Cypriniformes, Leuciscidae. Gene Ontology annotation, biological process: G protein-coupled receptor signaling pathway.
AUCAUAACAAUCCAACAUUAACAGAUGUGCCUCUCUCGGCACUCACCACAACUGGGAGAUUGGGAGAGGGAGCGAAAGAGAUGGGACAGAUUUACAGGAGGACUGCAGAGUAAGUGAAGAGGUGAGCAGAGAGAGAGAAACGGGUUGUUCCACAUGUUCUCGAUGGUUUCUUGUUGAUCUUUGUUACUCACUCCAGUUUCUUGCAGGCCUGUUAACUCCAGCAUCACAUCCAGAAAGGACGUGACCAACUUCUUGUGGGACGCGUGGAGCAUAAAUGUUGUCGAUCUUCAUCUUUGAGAAUGAGUAGUGCAUGUCAGUUUGUGUGUGAACUCACACUUCUUUGACACAGUUGGCUGUAAAGUGCGGUUGCACUCAAACGAUCAUCACCAAUCGGUUAACAAGAAUAGGAGAGAAGAAGAAAAGCCUGGGAAAGAGACGAGAUGGAGAAAGCAUCUUUCAGGAUGUGAGGAAAAGCAAAAGCUGGUCUUUUCCUUCACGAAAAGCAUUGGAGGAGAAGUUUCUGCAAGGAUGGGUCUGUGUGCUUGUGUGCUACCUCUUCUGCUUCUGCUGCCUAGCCUGCUUUCUGCUCAGCUCAGCACCGUGUCUGAAGUUGAGGACACGUCCAGCUUGGAGUUCACCCCAACACCUUGUCUUACUGAGGACAGCUUGUCACCCAGCCCCGCACCCACCAGUCCGGCUCCUGUAAAAGUGAGCACGGAGGAGGAACGCUCCUCCGUGGAGAACUACCUCUACUUUGGCGAUUCGUCCUCCUUGUCCUCCUCCACCUGCACACAGACGUUCCAGCUGCUUGUUCAGCGGAGAUCUCCACCUAGAGAGCUUCUCCCUCUCUUGCACCAAGCCAUAACGUCUCUGACCAAUGCGGCCAACUUUCUCAACCUGAUAUUUCAAGCUAGCGAGCUGAGAGAAACAAGCGUACGAGAAGACAUCGAGUGGUACCACGCACUGGUCCGGGCCAUGCUCGAAGGGGACAGGCCAGGCCUGGUCAGGCGAGCUUUUCUAACAUUCGACGCGGACCCCACAAUCCAACAGCCCCAACUGGUGCUCCGCGCCUCCAAAGGCACAACCCAGGACAUUCUCCUGCAGGACCUGACGUCUGUCUGGAGCAGCUUCCGUCCUCCUAGCCCUGACCAAAGCUGGUUUGAUUCGUUCAAGUCUAGCUCUCCACCCCUCCAUAUCUUGUCUAAGCGGGUUCUUCUAAAUGACCUAAGUACCCUAGAUACUCCCAAGUGGGCACGUGGGGAUAGUUAUGUGAUCAAUAGCAGCGGGGUUCUGUGGGGCGACGUCCCUUUCCUCGAGUGUGUUGAUGGCCGCUUUUUGCCAGGGUGGUUGCUCAGCCUCUCAAUGCCAUUUUACGGAUUGAAACCCGACCUCAGCCCUGAGUUUAGGGGUGUGAUCCGUAUUGAUGUCAAUAUCCAGGGAUUCAAUGUGGAUCAGUGUGCCAGUGGAGACUUCUGGUUUGCAAACACACACCAAUGUAAUCGUACCAGCAUGGAGUGUGAGCCCAUCCCGCAACAGGGCUUCCGGAUGGGUCAGUACUGCUGCCGAUGUAAAAAGGGCUACUACAGUCCAGUUCCAGACUUACAAAACAAAAUGAACAGCCGUGUGAAUAGAACCCAAGCUUGUUACCCAGAAGUCCCUGUGUGUCUGCCCUGUUGGCCCGGCUGUGCUGAGUGUGAGGACGGAGGCCCGUGUUGGGUGCAGGAAGACUGGCUCCUGAGAACGGGCGUCCUGACUGUGCAGGGUCUCUUCAUGGUCCUUGUGCUUCUUAGCAUGCUGGCAGCAUAUCAGUGCAGAAGAACCAAGCGGAUCCGAUCGUCAGGGCUUUUGCUGCUGGAGAUGAUCCUGUGUGGCUCUCUGUUGCUUUACUUUCCAGUCUUCAUUCUAUACUUCAAACCCAGCACUUUCCGAUGUAUCCUCCUCCGCUGGGUCCGUCUGCUCGGCUUUGCCAUUGUUUAUGGAACUGUGACACUCAAGAUGUACCGGGUUCUGAGGGUUUUCCUGUCUCGUACGGCCCAGAGAGUGCCAUACAUCACCACCACGGGUGUGCUGAGGAUGCUGGGAGUUAUAGUGCUUACUGUCAGCUGGUUCCUGUGUGCAUGGACAGUUGGCGUCCUGCAGAAUCGAGACCGAAAUGUCCCAUUGCUGAUCAUUUCCUCCACCUCAGAAGGACAAGGCUUCAAUGUGUGCGACCUGGACCGGUGGGACUACAUGAUGGCUGUGGCGGAGCUGUUGUUUCUGUGCUGGGGCAGUUUCCUGUGCAGUGCAGUGAAGACGGUACCUUCAGCAUUUCACGAACCACGUUACAUGAGCAUCGCUAUCCACAAUGAGCUACUCCUCUCUUCUUUGUUUCAUCUUCUUAGAUUUGCCAGGCCAUCGAUUCAUCCUGACUGGAUGCUCUUGCUGUUCUUCACUCACACGCAUGUCACAAUUACUGUAACACUCGGCCUGCUUUUCGUACCUAAGUUUCUUCACAUGUCACGGCCAGGCCGAGAGGAAAUAGCUGCAGAGGUGUACGAGGAUGAAGUGGAAUUGCGACGCUCAUGUUCUUACCUCAACAGUAGCUUCACCUCGAACUGUUGGGGUGACCACAGCCUGGACCCUGAUGACAUUCGGGAUGAGCUGAAGAAACUGUAUUCUCAGUUGGAAGUCCACAAGACCAAGAGGAUGGCAAACAGCAAUCCUCACCUUCCAAAGAAGCGCAGCUCUCGCCUCAGUAUUGGACGAUCCCUUAUAAAACGGAUCACUGAGAUUCCAGAAAGUUUAAGCAGGCAAUGCAGCCGUGAAGACAAAGAUGUCAGUGCUGCAAUAGGAACUAUAACCCGAUCUGGAUCUUAUUACAGAUGUCAUCAAACCACAAGCAUUAACACGAUGAAUGAAACUUUAAUGCAGCCCUCUCCAAAACUGCAAAAGUCCCAUAGUGCCUAUGACUGUACCCCAGAAAGAGAGGUCUCCCUUUUAAACUGCUCAAUAAAGAGCAAAACAGACAGAAGGGCUUCACAGCAGUCUGACGCAGGAUCCAUCAAUGCAGCAUUGCUGAUCUGUAAGUCUGCAAGUGCCCACAAUCUAUCGUUAGACACUAACCUUCUACUUCCCGAGCCUACCAGGUUUCAAAAGUCACUCAGCGUUAUAGAACGAAAUGACCAUCGCUCUGUGACUACUUGCAGAAGCAUUGAAAAUGUGUCAUUUCCUGGCAAAGCUACCCCAGCAGAAAAACCCCAGCUAACUGUGGAUGUCGACAUAAAGAAGCAGACUUCAAGUGCCUUGCUCUCAGAGUCAUUUGACAAGGCAGAGGUCUGCCCAUGGGAGGUUCCAGAGGAGCAACCAGCAAACAAGAAUCAGAAACAUGUCACAUAUUCUCUAUCAAAUCAAGAAGAACCCAAAUCACCUGGUGCGGACUCAUCACCAACACUAAUAUACGUUUGUCCUUGGGAAUACUUACCACCUCCUACUCCCACUGCAACAGAAACUGGCAAUGGUGUACAGUCAGAUGUUGAUUGCACAAAACCCAAGCCUACGAUCUCCUGUAGCGUUCCAGGGUCGCCACUUACACUCUCAGACAAGCCAAAGGAUUUUCGAGCUUUCUCUUUCCGCUCUGCAACCAAAAAUCUCCUUACAGCAAAAAGCAUUGCGGAAGUUGGAAGAAGUAUGAGCAAAGAGAAAGGCCUACAAGAAAGUCAUGUUAAGGAGGGAACACUUCAAAAAUCCCAGUCCACAUCUAUGAGAUUAUCCCCAGGCAGUGCAGCUUCAGACAAACGUACCCCGCAGACACACAGACGGGCUAUGACUACCAUAGGCACAAAACCUUUCCUUGUAAAGCAAAUAGCAAUACGGCAGCCAUCUACAGAGUCUCCUGAAAGGAGCCCCAAUCAUACUGCUCCAGUUCACAUCUGUCCAUGGGAGUCAGAAGAGGUAAUCUUGGAAGUCAAGAAGCAAAAUGUGAACGACAGUGUAUUACAAAGACAACAUAGUGACAAGCAAAUACUCUCUAUGGCAAAAAGUAAUGUUGGCUUCAAAUCCCCUGACUCCCAAGUAAAUUCUUUAUUGUCUGUUCCAAAUACUGAAGUGUGUCCGUGGGAUGUCCCAAAACCUUUUCAUCAAACUAGCAUUUCUGACGUCUGUCCUUGGGAAGUUGUGGAAGUAGAGCAAUUGCAAACCAAGAGCACAUGUGCUGAUGCCUGUCCUUGGGAAACCAACAGUGACCCAUCAAGGAUCACAGAAGACAAUAUAUGUACUACCACUCUUGAAGUCCCUUUGUCUAGAGACACCCAUAAGCAGGUAAACGUAAAGCCUGAAGCAUGCCCUUCUUAUGUAAUAGACACAAAUAGCUUUCAGGUUAGACAGGGAUCCAUCAAAACUAUCAGUGACACAAUAAAACCUGCUGAAAGGGUAAUUUAUGUCAAUGUAAGUCCAGUACACCAAGAACCAGCUCAGAGAGCUGCAUGUUCCGUUGAAACAAGUGAAACACAGAAACAAGAAGAAAGUGAUUUUCCUGAACCCCCACCACCUGUAACUGACAUAAGUCCUUGGGAGACAGAGUCAAAAACAAGAGACACUACAAGAUCCUCUUUAAAAGAGACAAUGACUAAAAAAGCAACAUUGGAAGAAGGGGAUUCUGAGAAGUUAGAAGAGAGGGAAGGUGGUACGAACAAGGAGUCAAUGCAAGUAGACCAAGAGCAAGACACUGUUAGUGUAAUUGUGUGUCCAUGGGAAACAAACGAGUCUGUGAACUCCAUACAGAAAGAAGAAAGCGUCUGUGGAGUUGUCUGUCCAUGGGAGACAAGUGAAACUAUCAAGACCUUGCAGAAGCAGAAAAGUGUUUAUGCAGAUGUUUGUCCAUGGAAGGCAGAAGAGCCAACAAAUAUCUUGCAGAAACAAGACAGUGUUCGUACAGAUGUCUGUCCAUGGGAGACAGGAGAGCCAACAAAGAUCUUGCAGAAACAAGACAGUGUUCUUGCAGAGGUUUGUCCAUGGGAGACAGGAGAGCCAACAAAGAUCUUGCAGAAACAAGACAGUGUUCGUACAGAUGUCUGUCCAUGGGAGACAGGAGAGCCAACAAAGAUCUUGCAGAAACAAGACAGUGUUCGUACAGAUGUCUGUCCAUGGGAGACAGGAGAGCCUGCAAAAGCCUUGCAGAAACAAGACAGUGUUCUUGCAGAGGUUUGUCCAUGGGAGACAGGAGAGCCAACCAAGAUCUUGCAGAAACAAGAUAGUGUUCUUGCAGAGGUUUGUCCAUGGGAGACAGGAGAGCCAACAAAGAUCUUGCAGAAACAAGACAGUGUCCGUACAGAUGUCUGUCCAUGGGAGACAGGAGAGCCUGCAAAAGCCUUGCAGAAACAAGACAGUGUUCUUGCAGAUGUCUGUCCAUGGGAGACAGGUGAGUCAGUGAAAACCUUGCAAAAGCAAGAAAGUGUCUAUUCAAAUGUCAGUCCAUGGGAGGCAAAAGGAUCCCCCAAACAAUCUGUGUCACAAGACUCUCAGGCUUCCCCAUCAAAAAGGCAAGACAGUGCUCUAGAAUCUAUCAGUCCCUUGGAAAACGACAUAAGAACAGCAGCCAUAACAGAAGGCAGCAAUAGUCAAACUGCCCAGGACAUACACCCUUCAGACACAGGCACACAGGCCACAGAGGAGACGAGAGUUAACCUACCUCUAGCUCGCCGUGACGCGAUGUGCCCUUGGGAAAUGGAAGGGGGCAGACAAGAAUCUAUACAAAUGCUUGAUAAUUCAGAUAUCUUCACUUGGGAGGAGACGAUACCAGAGGAAGAUGACGAUGAUGCAGAAACUGCUGCAGAGGCCUUCAUCUUUCCUUCAGACUUGUGACCCACAAGGGCAGUAUCAUUGUGCUUUAUAUGUCUUGAAAGACUUAUUACAAAAUGGACCACUGUUCAUACAUUUCAGCUUUAUGCAGAAUACCCCUCUACUGCCAACAGAACAUUUCACUGACCGUCAUUUUACAGCGGCAACCUUCUCCCUCCUCAGCUUAAUAAAUGAAGACUGACUGACUGCUCUCCUGUGCACAUUUCCCUUUAGCCUUACAUUAAAACAAACCCCGUCCAAUUUGGUAUUGUUUUGUGUGCAUUUGUGUUCAUAUGGCUAUGUAGAUUAUAUUGUCAGUAAAACCUGUAUCACCAACAUACCUUAGGUGGAACAUAUAGAAAGUUUAUUUUUACACAUUUUCAGUCAACAAACAUUGCACUAAUGUUUGAACAAGCAAGUAAGUGAAGAGACAAGCUGUUCUGGAUUGUGUUUAUAUGUUCCAUGUUGCUACUGUUCAUUGCUGCAUAUUUUAAACGGAUCUUUAGUCUCUGUACUAAAAUGGUUUAGACAAACAUGUUCUAAGUUUUACUUCAAAAUCUCAAAUAACGCAUUUCAACAAGACUGGUUAACAAUUUACAAAUGAUCUCACCAUGGUAUUUCCUGAUAAGAAGUCAAAAAUUCAAAAAUUAUUAAUUAAAAAGGAUCACACUUUACUGUAUCAGCUAUUACAUAUCCAUAUAACAUACUUAAUACAAAGGUGUUGUUAUUGUGUAUUUCACUGUAUUUCAGGCAUUUUCAGCCACAUACCUUCUCCUCAAACUCCACCCUCCAAAAAUGUCAGUCAACUAAAUAUUGGCAAACCUUAAAGGAGAACUCCAGCGCAAAAUGAACCUUCGGUCUAA